Porites evermanni is the source of this 14425-nucleotide messenger RNA. The record is from the annotation of a GenBank genome assembly. NCBI's taxonomy places the organism in Eukaryota, Metazoa, Cnidaria, Anthozoa, Scleractinia, Poritidae.
AUGAAGUGGCACAUAAGUGUGUUAUCACUUAUUAGUUGCUCUGUGAUCCUUGUUUGUGCUGAAAGUAACGAGUGUCCUGAUAGUAAGGCUGUUUGUCCUGAAGCCACCACUUGUUGCCAGUUGAAUAACAACACGUUUGGUUGCUGCCCUGUUGAAAAUGCAGUCUGCUGCAAGGAUUCCAUGCACUGUUGCCCUGUUGGAUAUUCCUGUGAUAUAGAGAAAGGUGUUUGUAAGCUGGAAGGCAAGUCUGUGCCUUUGUUGGAGAAGGUCCCUUCAACGCCAGUUUCUGUAAGUUACAGUGGUGUACCUCUGCAUAGUGCGAGUGUGUUCCUCACUAAGCCAAAAUUGUAUCUACAUGUAGCUGGUAUUUAGGCUUACUUACAAACUUUCAACUGAGAUUAACAGGCUGAUUGAAUACCUUCGCAGGGCCUUCGGUAAAUAACAGCUUUUGUAUUAAUGUAAGGCCAUUUGCUUUUCUUUUUAUUUUCCUCAUACUUGUGAGGUGUUCUGUUAAUUACCCUGCUCCGUCCUCCCUUUGGUAAGUAAAACAGUAGUGUGACGGUGCCUGCCUUGGGUAGAUGCCACUUAUAGGGUUGUUAUGGGUAUGCCAUACACUUAAACACUUGGCUGCAGUUCUUAGGGUUGGAUCCACCAACUUCUUGGACACCUCGCUCUGCAUUCAUCUUUAGUUUGACAAAAAAUUGAGUCAAAACAUCAACGAAUCACCCUGGUCUAGGUCACAAGUUAUAAAUUUGUCUGUUUAAUGAAAAGGUACCUCCUUAGUGAUUAUGUUAUUUCAUGUCAAAGUAAGUAUAAGUAGCAAAGUCAAAUCCCUGAGAGGUAGCAUUUCAAGGGGGAUGGCCACUCCCUUAAUGCAGACAUGUCUUGAAGAUGGACUCUAGAGUUAAAGUUUUGGCUUGGUCACCAUUUGGCAACCAACUCUUUUGGUUUAAGGAGUCUUUCUACAAAUCAAGUCACCAGUUGCAAAAUUGUAGGCGCCAUGGCGACCAAAAUGGUCGCAACUUGGAGGGUUGUCCUGUGGUAUCCAUCUGUCUUGGAAUUAGUCGCUAAUCCUAGGGGUGUCUCAUUCCCUUGCCCCCUACCCCUGAUUUGUAAUGUGAAUAUAGGGCCCUCCAUAAAAUUAUGACAUUGUGAAACUGAUAAUAAUGGGAAGUUUUUUAAUGGUGUUCAGUCAGUGCAGAAAGGUAUUAUUACAGCAUGACUAGCUUACGAAAGAUUAAGGGAAUCAUCUGACAGGAAUAUUACUACAGUGAUUAAAAAAAAAACUGCUACUUUUGUUAGUUUUGAGGGAGAGAUUCACAGGGAGUUCUUUUUCAAACCUGAGAGUUUCUCAGCAGGACCUGUGGUCUGUGUUACUGACGGUUUAAGUCACAGGAGUGACUAUUACCAAUAUUGUUUCUCCUGCAUGUUCAUACAUAAUAAUAAUACUGAAACAUAAUCAACGUAAAAGGUAUGAGAACUAAUGAGGAUUGCCUUGAGGAAAUUUGAUCAAUAAAAAACAAAUUACAUUUACGGAGAUCAGUCUGGAGAAUUUGUUUGUGGAACAUGAUGUUUUCAUGCGUGAAAAUAACAUGUUAUCUCUCCGUGUGUGAAAGAUCACCAUUUCCAGGUGCGGAUCUAGGAUAAAUACUGACCGAUUUCCUACUUCUACGGAGGUCUGGGGCAUGCUCCCCCGGGAAUUUUUUUUGGAUUUUAACUCCCCAAAGUCCCCUUUUCUGGGUUUCUGAGUCAUUCAGACAGGAAAUUUACUGACCGUACAAACCAUUUUCCAGAUUUUAACUUGGAAAGUUUAAAGUUUUUUUACUUUAAAUAUAGUUAUAAUGAAAAAUCUGACCGAUUUCUGUAAAACGGUGGAAACCGGUAUGGAUCCGCGCCUGAUUUCUGUGGCUACAUGAUACAAAGUAAAUUGUGCCUUUUGCAGCAGAAAGAAAUAUUCCAGUGAAAUGGUUGGGCAGUUCAGUGGUGUUCAUAUAAUGAAAAGAACAUUACAUGGCCACUCUGAGGUUCAAAAUUUCUCUUCUCAUGUGCAAGAAUAAUAUUAUUUCACUCAUUCACUGCACUCACUCAAAAAAAAAUUUUGAACACUCAAAAUGAAAUUUCCUAUCUCCAUGCAGCCUUGUUAUAUCCUCUUAACCUAUUUUUUGUGUCAUUUCGUUUUAUUUCAGAAUGAGGUUGUUCUAUCAAGUGUGAGUGUUUGUCCUGGUGGUGAACAUCAAUGCCCCGUGGACCACUCCUGUUGUCCCAUACUUGGCAGUAGUCAUUUCCACUGUUGUCCUUCUGGAUAUUCUUGUGAUCAGGGUGUUUGCCAAGAAGCAAAGCCAGAAUUUCCUGCGGCGGUAUUAAACAAAUUCUCAGCCAAAGUUGUCAAAUGUGACAAAAAGCUUGCUUGCCCAGACAGGUAAUUUACUAGUACAGUGUAAAUGUGGAUACUGAGUUCAGUUUAAGGGCCAAGAGUGCAUGCUCAAAGACAGUUAAAAAUUACAAAUAUGAUUGUUAUAAAUAAAUAAAUAAGACUUUAAUGGCAUUCACAAUUACUGGUUAGCCCAGUAUUAUUGUUAUUACAAUAACAUCAACCAGUACUGCUAAUGACAUGCGACAAAAAUUGACUUUACACAUGAAUUUUUGAACUGUGGAUAAAGAUACGAACUUUGACACGGUUAUAUCAUAUCUUUAUGGAUUCCUUAGUUCAAAAGUAUGAUUAAUUUUGACAUGUCAUUUCCACCAGUGUUAUGAACUCACAAUGGCAUGGAACCCGUUUCUCGAAAGUCCCGUUAAAUAACGGGCCCGGUGAGGUGUUGCCGUUUACAUUAAAGAUCGAGGUUUCAAUAGUUUUGCAGCUAGCAUGAUAAAACUGUCAGUUAAUGAAACAAAAUGGAGUAGUUUGCUAGCCAGGACCCACGCUCUUCUUCUUUAUAUUUCGAUUUGAACAUUUGAUUUCGGGCCCGAAAAGUUACCGGGACUUUUAAGAAACGGGCCCCUGGUCUCCAAUAAGCUCGAGUAGCUCACUGGAUAGAGCGUUACGGCCAGGGUUCAAUUCCUGCUCAAGCCUGAAUUUUUUCUUCUUUUUUUUUUUUCGUUUUCAGCCACCUAGGUUUUUCAUUCAACUGCGAGGAUCAUGUUCACUUUCAUAACAAUUGACUUUCAACUUGUAAAUUGACUUAACUUUUGAUCAGUUCCAAUUGAUCCUUUCAUCCCCCCAGCUCUCUGUAGCUAUCCUGUCGUGCUUGAAAUUCAACAUUGCCUGGGUAAGAGGUGGAAAUAACCUGUCUUACUAUUAUCUUUUGGAGUCCCAAGACUUUUGACAUCCAUUGUAGGACAAGGACAGGAUCAUUUGUAUCACGAUAACUGCUUCAAACUGUAGGGGAGGACCGGAGAAUCAUAUUUGGGCGGGAACUGAAAGAUUUCUGGGGGUGUACUGAAGGGAAGUAUUAAUCGGGGCGUGCCGCCAAGCUCUUCAAACUCUGACCCUGUUUGAGGCAAAAUAUAUUCAGUUAAGUGAAUACACCUUGUUUAAGACAAGAGACUAUAAUUUUUAGUGGCCUAAAUAUAACACCAUGUUUUUUUUCUUCGUCUUUCUUCUCGUUGAGUUAUUGUGUUUUAGCUUUUUCAGUUAUAAACAUGCGUAUCUCACUGCGUUUGCGUGUGCAUUGUUGGUUUGAACAUGUUUUAAGCUUUCGUUUACUUUUACUUUUGCACCGCUAGUGCACCAUUGCCACGGAUCGAUGCACUCUGUAGAGAACACGUGCCGUUAACUACAAAUACAAACAAUUGAGAAUUUCCCGAAAUCGGAAUCGAAAAUUUGAAGUUUAACAUUGAAACAACAAAAAUCACUCUCGUAACAGCACAGUAAAGCAGUACCCGAGAACAAAUUUUCUUUGGUUGAAAUUUCUAGGUGGCAACAGUCUGUGCCGUUAAGCUAAUGCCUUUCUAGCUAUACUACUAUGUGUGUAUGUGUUUAUCUUGUAUUACUGGGCUGCCCCUUUCAGGGCCGCACAGUUAUAAAUUCCGUUUUCGGUUGUCUGUGCAGAAAAACAGUCUCCCGGAGGAGGGAAGACAUGAGGGUCUGGUACCGAGAACGAUGUUUUCAGAAGUGGUUUCAUACGAUUUUCCCUCGCACGUACCCUUGCACGAAUAUUUUUGGUACCUCUCCUCCGCUCUCCCAGAAACACAGAAGGCGUUGCGAGUCAAGAAGGCUAUUUGCGUUGUUCGAAGCGAUUCGAUCAUAGGAGUCACUUAACGAGUUUUGUCAUUGUUCGAGUUUAAGUCAGUUGAUAUGUUGGCGCUGGGAAACUCGGAGAAACCGCACGCCGUUCACGGUAGGCUCACACUAAAAGAUGACUGUGAGCGUCAGUUUUGGAACGCAGGGGCCGUUUCGUGAACUCAAAGAGAGAACUAUCGAUCUUUGCAGUGCAUGAGCAAUUAAUAAGCACAAUUUAUUGAUGUCACCAUUAGCGAGUUUCAAAAAAGCCUUGAAAAUUUUUCAGCCCGCGUGAUGUUCUUGGUACCAUUUUAUGGCGAUGGGGACUGCUAAAGCCACCGCAAAAAGGAAAUUAAAAAAAAGCCUAUAGAUCGAUUUAUCUCUAAACAUAAUACACAUGACUUACACGGCCUUUACGUUCCUAAAGGUAUUUUGAAUUCGAACGAACACAGUAAAUGUGAGGGGCAAAAACAGUAUUAAUAUGAACUAGAAGUUCUCAUUUGAGAAGGUAAGUGCUGCCGUUAGUUGCGUUGCGAAUAGGACAAGGGCAGUAUGUAGAACAGUUGAACAUAUGAAUUUUUAAGUUAGACUUGUUGGAAUUAUGAAACACUCAGAGCGAAAUAUAAAAAAUGAACCGAUCACAAUGACAAAUAUGCUUACAUUCAGAUAACUCAUUUCAAUAUGAUUUUGUAAUUCAUUUUAAUAAUUCACUAAAUUCUUAAACAACAGCAGUGCUGAUAGGCGGUUUCGUCAUCGAAUAAUCAUCGCACAAUUAACGAGAAGAGUUGAGACCAAAUAACGUAAAGGCCAAAACUUGUUUAUUCACGGGUCAGGUAGACGUACAGCACAUGCCGUUCACUUAUUUAACUUACAAUACUGAUUCCCGAGAUAACAGUCUGUGUGACAAAAGAAUAAUGUACUCGCUAUAACUAAUCUUGAAACCUAGAAUAAAAAAAAAUAAACCGGGAAAAAAAAUGGUUCCGUACAAUGCUUCUUGAACUGUUCUUACCGUUUAGGAUGUUAAAAGGGCAGCAAACAUCCGAUGGACUACGAUUUCUGGCGUCCUGAUCUUAUUUACGUACCGGGAACAAAACAAAAUGGCGGGUUACUCCUAAGAGAAACACAUGCGCGGCAGCUACGCACUUGCUUAAACAAACCGCUGACUGCUCAGCGCUGCAGUCACAGAUUGAUUGAACAUCGAACCAUUGAACCAAAAAUCUCAUAUCGCUGAAGAAUAUGGUCUGCUGCCGGCUGAUGCCCCGCAGCAAUGAACCAUAGGUUUUCAUUAAUGUAAGGGUCAUGGAGCUAAGGAGGUAUCGUGGCCGAGAGAUCAGCGCAUCGGACUCGCAAUCCGGCGGUCCCGGGUUCAACUCCCGCUCCGGCCACUUGCUGGAUUUUUUCUCGGUUUCCCGAGUCCAAAUGUUUGACCACGCUUAUAAAUAACCAACUGGUUGCCUCCUGCCAGUUGGGGUUUUUAAUCCUGUUAUGUUAUAUUUGAAUUAUUUGUUUCUAAGUAUCUGAGUGGAGUGCCUGUAAACUAGCUAAAUAAGCUAAGUGCACUUUCCACUAAAAACAAGCCUUUAAACCUCCUUUUUAUUGUGCAUUGAGAUGAAUCGCUUACAAAGAGAGAGUUCGUGCACAUGUGAUCAGAAGUAAACAAGGGUACAUGGUGCGUUUCGUUCAGUCUUUUUAUUAUCCAAUGACUCUAAAUGGUGUUUCCAUAUUGUUUAGCUUGCCCAGAACUUCGGAGGAGUUAUAAAGCGGCAUGAUUUUCUUCCAUGAAUAAAAGUUUGAAGUCACGGUGAGACGAAAGGCAAACUCGAGCGAAUUUUGAACUUUAAUUAAUUUAAUUUAGUAUCACAGUAAAAAAUAUGUUAUCGAUCGUUUCAUCUAUUUUUACAUUGUUUAAAGUGCGUGCCGUUGAAAGCAACAUAGGUCACAAAUGCAAAAGAUUUUAUUAUUUUAAGUUAGAGAAAAAUACCAAGAGAAAAAUCUUAAAACUGAAUAUAUUUUAUCUCAUGGAAAAAAUAAUGCGUUUAACAUGAAAACGGUUUUCAUGUAGACUUUAGACCGCAAAUUAGGAUCGUGUCAGUGUAAUCCAGGAGGCCUCUGGAUUGGGAUCAAUGGGCAGUUGGCUGUCUGUUUUAGUAAACUACUCGUUUUCAUACAAUACAAUAUAGUGACUUCGCCUUUUGACGAGUCUCGUUAGUCAUAAUUUGUUGUUGGCAUAUUACCGGUUUGGGUCUAAAAGCUACAUUACCGCCUUUUUUACACUUGGGUCUAAAUGAUAUUACGGAUAGAAGCUUUAUUAUGCUUGCGCUCAAAACGUUAUUUCGGAUGGGACCUUGUUACGCUUGGGUCCAAAUUAUAUUACAGAUGGGACCUUUAUUACACUUGGGUCCAGUUAUUACACUUGUGCCUUCUACAACUUCCAUCAAACUGUUUAUAAGCUGACUGAAUUAUUUUCACUUGCUAGGUACACCUGCUGUAAGGCAGACCAAGGGUACUUGUGUUGUCCAUUAGAAGAAGCUGUGUGUUGCGCUGAUCACAAACAUUGCUGCCCUCGAGGAUAUACAUGCUCCCCCGACGGGAAGGGUUGUUCAUCAGGGGCUCACAGCAUUCUGGCACUCUCCACAACACUGCCCACAACCUCUAUAAAAGGCGUGAAAAGACUCCUGCAACUGAUUACAAGGACAUUUUCUGAGGAGCUUCAGUCUCGUACCUUUAGGCACCAAGUGAAUAAUGUCGUUUGUCCUGAUGGUCAAUCAGAGUGUGCAGAUGACACCACAUGCUGCAAACUGUCUUCAGGUCAGUGGGGUUGUUGUCCACUUCCCCAAGCUGUUUGCUGUAGUGAUGGAGAGCAUUGCUGCCCAAACGGAUAUACCUGUGAUGUUGCAGAAGGAACGUGUACAAAAGGCGACAAGACUGCAAUACCAAUGUCGAAGAAGAUCCCAGCAUUGAAGAGAAUAAUCAAAGCGAAUAAUGUUGUUUGUCCUGAUGGUCAAUCAAAAUGCCCAGAUGGCAUGACGUGUUGCAAAUUGUCUUCAGGCCAGUGGGGUUGUUGUCCUCUUCCAAAAGCUGUUUGCUGUAGUGAUGGAGUGCAUUGCUGUCCAAACGGGUACACCUGUGAUGUUGCAGAAGGAACGUGCACCAAAGGAGACACAACUUCUCUACCAGUUUCAAUAAAGGUCCAAGCAUUGAAAAGAAUAAUAAAAUCGAAUAGUGUCGUUUGUCCCGAUGGUAAAUCACAGUGCCCAGAUGACAACACAUGUUGCAAACUGUCUUCAGGCCAGUGGGGUUGUUGUCCUUUGCCAAGAGCUGUUUGUUGUAGUGAUGGAGAGCACUGCUGUCCAAACGGAUAUACCUGUGAUGUUGCAGAAGGAAAGUGUACCAAAGGAGACAAGACUAAAAUACCAGAGUCAAAGAAUAUCCAAGCUUUAAAGAAAAUAGUUAAAGCAAAAAUUGUCGUUUGUCCUGAUGGUCAAUCAGAGUGUCCAGAGGGCAGCACGUGCUGCAAACUAUCUUCCGGCCAGUGGGGUUGUUGCCCUCUUCCAGAAGCUGUUUGCUGUAGCGAUGGAGUGCAUUGCUGUCCAAACGGGUACACCUGUGAUGUUACAGAAGGAACGUGUACUCAAGGAGACAAGACCGUAAUACAAUUGUCAAAAAAGAUCCCAGCAUUUAAGAGAAUAACCAAAGGAAAUAGUGUUGUUUGUCCUGAUGGUCAAUCAGAAUGCCCAGAUGGCAUGACCUGUUGCAAAUUGUCUUCUGGCCAGUGGGGUUGUUGCCCUUAUCCAAAAGCUGUUUGCUGUAGCGAUGGAGAGCAUUGUUGUCCAAACGGAUAUACCUGUGAUGUUGCAGAAGGAACGUGUACAAAAGGAGAGAAGACUGCUAUACCAGUGUCGAAGAAGAUCCCAGCAUUGAAGAGAAUAAUCAAAGCGAAUAAUGUUGUUUGUCCUGAUGGUCAAUCACAAUGCCCAGAUGGCAUGACCUGUUGCAAAUUGCCUUCAGGCCAGUGGGGUUGUUGCCCUCUUCCAGAAGCUGUUUGCUGUAGCGAUGGAGUGCAUUGCUGUCCAAACGGGUACACCUGUGAUGUUACAGAAGGAACGUGUACUCAAGGAGACAAGACCGUAAUACAAUUGUCAAAAAAGAUCCCAGCAUUUAAGAGAAUAACCAAAGGAAAUAGUGUUGUUUGUCCUGAUGGUCAAUCAGAAUGCCCAGAUGGCAUGACCUGUUGCAAAUUGUCUUCUGGCCAGUGGGGUUGUUGCCCUUAUCCAAAAGCUGUUUGUUGUAGCGAUGGAGAGCAUUGUUGUCCAAACGGAUAUACCUGUGAUGUUGCAGAAGGAAAGUGUACCAAAGGAGACAAGACUAAAAUACCAGAGUCAAAGAAUAUCCAAGCACUUAAAAGAAUAAUCAAAGCGAAUACCGUCGUUUGUCCUGAUGGUCAAUCAGAGUGUCCAAAUGGCAACACAUGUUGCAAACUAUUCUCGGGCAGGUGGGGUUGUUGUCCUCUACCAAAAGCUGUUUGCUGUAGCGAUGGAGAGCAUUGUUGCCCAAACGGAUAUACCUGUGAUGUUGAAGCUGGAACUUGUAAUAAAGGAAGCAAGACGAGAAUAGGAAUGUUAACGAAGAUUCCAGCAAUUAAGAAAAUAACAGUAGUGGAUACUGUUAUGUGCCCUGAUGGUGAAUCUCAGUGCCCAGAUGACAACACAUGUUGUAAACUAUCUUCAGGCCAGUGGGGUUGUUGUCCUUUACCAAAAGCUGUAUGCUGUAGCGAUGGUGAGCAUUGCUGUCCAAACGGGUACACCUGUGAUGUUGCAUUAGGAACUUGCACCAAAGGAGACAAAGAUGUCACCGACCACCUAGUAGUUCAACCUUCAAAGAGAGUCAGUUAUGACGUGAAAACUGUGUUUUGUAAUGAUGGUGAGACUGAGUGUCCUAACGGCUACACUUGCUGUAGGGAUAUUUCUGGGGGCUAUUCCUGCUGUCAUUUAGACCAAGCCGUAUGUUGUAGCGACAAGGUGCACUGCUGCCCUAUGGGAUCUACAUGUACCUCUAAUGGUACGUGUCAGGAGAGUAGCAGUGGGCUUGUGCAAAAAAUGAUUACCUUGGUGAAAUCACCAGCUCGACCAGUUUCCGACUCUUCAGGCUCCGUACUUUGUCCCGACAAAAAGCACGAAUGUGCCAAUGGAAGCACAUGUUGCAAGCUGCAUUCUGGAUUGUAUGGCUGUUGUCCAGUCUCGCACGCCGUUUGCUGUAGUGACGAUAAACAUUGCUGUCCUGGAGGAUACACGUGUGAUGUGGAGAAAGGUGAAUUAAGCGUUCCUAGGAAUAAUAAAAUGUUAAUUUGUUUUUGUGAAUGGUAACCUUGGUACCGGCACGUUUUACACGUGUACGGCGAUCGAGUGCGGCGGAGUUCUCUCGGGGUCGGCCUUCGUGGCUCGAAGCCACAAAAAACAGAAGCCGCGCAUGAAAAGUCUGUGGCACGCAGGGUAAUAAGGGUUUCAAUGCAACGGUCUUCGAAGCGGCGAAGAGAAGUCAAUCGAGGUGGUCAGGUGGUCACACUACAGGAUUUCAUCCACAUACACAAAAGUUAGAACUACAUACUAAAUAAAUACAGUCACUGAACUCUCUCGUUAGGGACCACCCUCGGAGCAAGACAAAGUGGUCGCUCAAGGGAGGUGGUUUUCGAAGGGAAAAAUCAAGAGAACAAGCUCAAACUGACCCGAUAAACAUAAGUUAUUACCUUAAAAGCUAAAACUUAGCCAACUGGCAAUAAUCUUAUACAUCGAAUAGCUCUUGACACCGUUCAAACCUCCGGGAGGUGGCCGCUUACGAGAAGUGUUCACUAUGAGAGGGUAGACUGUAUAACCAUAUGAAAGUGCUGCUGAAGAGAUUUCACUUCAAUGAUCACACUAUUGGAUUUCACGCACAGACUCUUACGUUCAUAAUUAGAUACUAAAUUAAUAUGCAGUACUCAGGGUUGUCAAAACGUUUUCAAGUAGCAGGCUGAUAAUGAUUAGUAGGCGGCUUUGGAACUCGCACCAAAGGCACAAGUUCUUGAGGGGCGAGGCAUCUAGGGACAUUUUGAAAUUUAGAGUCUUAGAAAUGGCAUUUCCAGGGUUUUCAAGAGGUAUUUUUCACCGGGGAUGCUAUGUUCUUUCGUCAGAAUACACGCAAGACAGUGGGAGGGGGAUUACAUUUUCCUCUAAGCAAAACUCAUUCAGGGUGGAGAUGGUCAAAACACUGAUCGUCGCUUCAUUGAUUCUAAUCGGUUGCACAAAGGUAACAUAAAAAACUUGCAUGUUGUUUCAGUGACGUCUAAUAUUGUUCAGACUGCAUUUAAAGGUUUUCUAUCGCUUCCUACAAUUGAUGUCCACAUGCAAAAAACUAGAUGCGUUCACUUGGUCAUACUUCACAGUUGCAAAUCUCGUGCUACAUUCAGAAUUAACUAAAUCUUUAUGCAUGCUUUGUUUCUUGUGUUGAAGGUACCUGCGACAGAUAUGGUGACCAAGUCAGCUUGUCAGAAAUUAUUCCAUUUACCAGAGCCAGCACAGGUAACUUCAUGUCAAGUCUGGUUUUCACACAAUCGCCUCAACCCUAUUUUCCCUUCCCAAUUAGAGUUACAAUAGCAGGGGACGGUUUGGGGAUGUCUUUAAGAAUCUAUUGCCGAUUAGGGUACAGGAUAAACACGAAAUAUUUAUUUAGCAGUUACGUUUCGGCUUUGCGCAUUUGGUCGAUUACCAGUCACAUUGGUCAUGUUCUGAAGGCUUCAGUCACAGCUUUUUUUUUUCUUCUUGGGCAAUUUUUCGGUCAUGAUCGUUCCGCACACUUGUGGUUUACGUGGGAAUCAUUUGCACCAACCCUCAAGUUUUUGCCUUGUUAACCAAUGUCUAUUUAUCGUUUUUGUUUGUUUGUUAUUUUUCUGUCCUAACAGAAACUUACGUGGACUGUCCGGAUGGCUCACAAUGUCUGGAUUAUGAGACUUGUUGUAUGAUGGACACAGGCCACUAUGGCUGCUGUCCGCUUCCAAAAGCUGUUUGCUGUAGUGACGAGGAACAUUGCUGCCCUGAAGGAUACAGGUGAUCAUACUAUUGAAUGUUAAUUUAUUUUACCUUGGCCCCUAUACUUUCAAGGGAGAGUAUGAGAGGUGGCUUUUUGCACAAGUGGGCGAUUUAUCGAAGACAACGCAAUGUGAAAUGAGGUCGCGAAAGCGCGCGGAAAUUAAUGCGGAACGCCACGUCCCGUUCUCAAUUUGCUGUUCUAUCAUUGGUAAUUUUUGAUGACUCACGGGUAACGCAUUUAUCGCUUUGAUUCAAAGUACUGUAUAUUUUUGUCGUGAUAGCGAAGCACGCGCAGCGGAGCACCAAGGGGUAAAAAAAUUUGGCUAUCUAUGCAUCCAAGAAAUUUUGGCUCUGAGAAAAUCGUGCGUGCGUACGUCCACCCAUUCAUGUAAGCCGGGGAUGAAAUUUCGCAUUUCAAGUACCCGCGCGUUUCGGCGGUAAAUCGCGAAGCCACCCGGACUUUGAGAGAGAAAAACUACAACAACAACAAAGCCGCGCUNUUUUUGUUUGUUUGUUAUUUUUCUGUCCUAACAGAAACUUACGUGGACUGUCCGGAUGGCUCACAAUGUCUGGAUUAUGAGACUUGUUGUAUGAUGGACACAGGCCACUAUGGCUGCUGUCCGCUUCCAAAAGCUGUUUGCUGUAGUGACGAGGAACAUUGCUGCCCUGAAGGAUACAGGUGAUCAUACUAUUGAAUGUUAAUUUAUUUUACCUUGGCCCCUAUACUUUCAAGGGAGAGUAUGAGAGGUGGCUUUUUGCACAAGUGGGCGAUUUAUCGAAGACAACGCAAUGUGAAAUGAGGUCGCGAAAGCGCGCGGAAAUUAAUGCGGAACGCCACGUCCCGUUCUCAAUUUGCUGUUCUAUCAUUGGUAAUUUUUGAUGACUCACGGGUAACGCAUUUAUCGCUUUGAUUCAAAGUACUGUAUAUUUUUGUCGUGAUAGCGAAGCACGCGCAGCGGAGCACCAAGGGGUAAAAAAAUUUGGCUAUCUAUGCAUCCAAGAAAUUUUGGCUCUGAGAAAAUCGUGCGUGCGUACGUCCACCCAUUCAUGUAAGCCGGGGAUGAAAUUUCGCAUUUCAAGUACCCGCGCGUUUCGGCGGUAAAUCGCGAAGCCACCCGGACUUUGAGAGAGAAAAACUACAACAACAACAAAGCCGCGCUUCUCUUUCGACUAAAUUAUAGUGUCUACAUUGACGUGGACAACAGAAAAAGAGCUAAAGCGAAAGAUAAAGAACGAAGGUGACCAAUUUCGUUGGAGAAAAAAACUUGUAAAUUUUAUAGCGGUGGUGAGAAAACGAGAAAUGCUAGCGGUCACCGAGGUGAAAGUGAGCGGCAGUGAAAAAAAAAAAAAGAAAAGCGAACAGGAACACAUGCGAUAUCUCCUCCAUAAAACGUGUAACAAGGAAGUUUCUGGAAGUUUCACGAUGUAGUCGUGCAAAACAAAGGCAAAGAAAUAUACAAAAAAGUGUGCUGCAAGUGCAAAGUUAUUUUUUGCUAAUUACAUGCACCUAUCGAUAUUUUAACCGUUUUCGUUGCCGUCGCCGCUUUGCAUUACACGAUUUUAUAUUUUGUUUGAGUAAACUAUAAAUAUUAACGAGAGCUUUGCUCUUAGCCCUGGCUAAAUCUAUAUAUUAGAGAAGCGGAAUGGAUUCUGGGAUCGCAUUCGGAGUGCCCUAGCAUAAGCAAAGACGUUUUGAGCGACUCACGUCAACCGGAAGUGGACAUUUUGAAUUAUCAGCCAGUGGUUUUGCCCACAUGUUUGGUCAAAUACGCCGUAUAAAAGUAAAGUUUCUAAUUAAAGGAGCUGUGUCACGAAAUUCAGCCAAAUUAGGAUGUUACAAAAUGCCUCGUUAAAUUAAGAGAAACACAAAAAUAACCGCUUAAAACUUUAAAGGAAGGUUAAAUUAACAUAACAGAAACAACAGAUGCCGCGGAUGGGCAAAACGGAAGAAGAUUAAAACGGAUUGAAGUAGGAUUUUUGAAAACUGUUCCGCCUAACAGUUUUUCAAAGUUGAUCCCUGCUGCUUGCAACUUUAAAAAUAAGGCUCAGGAGACAUAUUUGUUUGUCUAGGAUCUCUGAUUUUGUCAUUUACAUGUAAUUUCUUUGCUUGCUUUAAGUUCCUUAGAAAUUGAGGGCGAGCAAUUGGCAAAAUUAAACAAAAUGAACUGGACUGCCGUGACACAGCCCCUUUAAUACCUAUUUGGUAGCACUAAGGCAUAUUAAAAUGGAACAGGCCUCAUUUCAGGUUGAAGUGCAUCGCCCAAAAACGUCUUUACUGUCUUAAUCUCCCUUUUGUUUUUCUAAGAUGGCGGAGCGGCUAAAACAAUGAAGUUUUUGAUAUUUUUUUAACUGAGCUGCUUUGUAGUUAGCUCUCACCUAAUAGAAGCAGCAGAAGUAGCAAAAAAACGGUUAAUUAAUAAAGAUUUGUUUCUUGUGGCAAAUUCACUUAGCUUAUCCUGCUAGUUUACUGGCACCCCAUUCAAACUGGACGCUAAUAAUACGCAUAGAACAUACUGAUAGAAAUAAAAACCCCAGCUGGCUGGCGGAAACCCAUUCGGCUUUUUACGAGCGCGGCCGAGGAUGAACUGGGGACGACCGAGAACAAAUCAGGCAAGAGGCCAGAGGGGGACUCGAACCCAGGAUCGCAUGAUUGCGAGUCCGACGCGUUGACCACUCCGCCACACUGCCUCCUAUUGUACAGUAGUAGCAGUAGACGUAGUGGUAGCAGUAAUGAACGGGCUCUUUCUAACUGCUGACUUUUUAAUGCAGAUGUGACUUGAGCUCGGAAACUUGCGUAGCUGGAGAUGUUCGCAUUCCGAUGCUGAUAAAGACAACCGCAGCUCGCCGGCAUCAAAAUACCCAAAAGCUGAACAACUUGGACGAGAAGAUUCGCUUUAUCCCCGGACCCCCUGUUCGAGGAAACCCUUAAAGAUCCUCAGAUGGACGGACUAUUGUUGAUGAGACAAACGGAACUGGACUACUCUUCUGCUACUCGUGUGCUUUUUCAACCUGUGGGUUAGAGAAUUCAGAUUUAGACUUCGUUAGGACACACCGCGCCAAUAAUUCUAGCGAAUUGUUGUCCAUUUACAAAGUUUUCGGUUCAUGGCUUUGUUUAUACGUAAGCUCCUUAAACGACUAUCGCAAA